AAUAAUAAUAAUAAUGAUUUGUUUUUAAUAAUAUUUAGGAAUAUUUAUUUAAAAAACUUAUUAUUUUUUCAUUUAAGUUUAUAUAAUAAAUAUUGGAAUGUUACAAUAUGCAAUAGAGAAGAUUUAAUUGACCAUAAAUAUAGACCAUAUAUUAUUAAUUUAAUAUAUGAUACAUAUGAGGAGUUAGAUAUAGGGAUAAUACCACAUUCAGUUAGCACUUUAGUUCUUGGAGAAAGUUUUAAUGGAUCAUUAGAUAGAAUUGGUAUUCUACCAAACUCAAUUAAAAAAUUGGUUGUGAGAGAAAAUUUUGACAAAUUAAUAGGAAUUAAUGUAUUACCGGAUUCAAUAGAGAAACUAGUUAUAGGGGAUUUCUUUAAUCAAUCUUUAGAGCCUGGGGUUUUACCGUCAAAACUACGCUCUCUUAAAUUUGGAGAAGGCUUCAACCAACCCAUUGGAUAUAAUGUCAUACCUAGUUCUGUAAGAAAGCUUUGUUUAGGUUUAUUUUUCGAUCAAAAAAUAGAAAAGGGGACUCUUCCGGAUCUUUUAGAGCAACUAAAGCUUGGGUAUAGCUUUGAUGAAGAAAUAGAGCCUGGAGCAUUACCAGAUAAAGCACUUACUUCCUUAAGUUUUGGUGUAUGUUUUAAUCAAAUAUUAUCAAUUGGAAGCAUUCCAUCAACUGUACAGAAUUUAACACUUUCUCUUGACUUCAAUCUACCAAUAUCCCCAGGAGUAUUGCCGCCACUUACAACAUUCAAAUUUAAUGAUCGAUUCAAUCAACCACUAAAUGGUUGCUUGCCUGCCACAUUGACUGUUUUAUCGUUUGGAGAAGACUUUGACAAAAUUUUAGGUCCUUUGGAUAUUCCCUCAUCAGUAACAGAACUAACUCUAGGGAAAUCGUUUAAUCAAAAGUUGGUAAAAAGAUCACUUCCAAACUCUCUUAGAAAGCUCAGAUUUGGCAUGAAAUUUAAUCAAGCGCUAGUACCUUUCGAAUCAUUACCAGACUCACUAACAAGUCUGCACUUUGGUGAUCAAUUUAAUCAAACAUUGGAUGGGUGUUUACCAAAGAAACUUGAAGAGUUAACACUGGGGAAAUUCUUUAAUACAGAAAUUACAAAUUCAUCGCUUCCAAGUACACUAAAGGUAUUCAAUAUAGGUUGUGGAUUUAAUAAACCAUUUAAAAAAAAUAUUCUUCCAGAUUCAAUAACAAAUCUUUCAUUUGGUUCAGUUUAUAACCAUCCAAUAUUGGAUAACGUUUUACCGCUUCAAUUAAAAUCGCUAAGGUUUGGUCCUCAAUUUAACCAACCAUUAAUAGGUAUCCCAAGUUUGGUUGAAAAUAUAGAUUUUUCUGGUGAAUUCAACCAACCUCUAGAUUUAUUACCACCAUCAGUUACCAUUUUAACUUUACCUGUUGGUUAUACACAUUCAAAAUCAAUACCUUUAACCAUAAAAGAAAUAAAAUAU
This is a messenger RNA of Dictyostelium purpureum, 1461 nucleotides long. RefSeq lists its product as uncharacterized. The annotation marks the transcript as partial. The transcript has a single exon. NCBI's taxonomy places the organism in Eukaryota, Evosea, Eumycetozoa, Dictyosteliales, Dictyosteliaceae. The record is from RefSeq and is a predicted model, not a curated record.